Messenger RNA from Vitrella brassicaformis, 3601 nucleotides. The record is from the annotation of a GenBank genome assembly. Lineage: Eukaryota; Vitrellaceae.
CUCAUCUUCAGCAUCUUUUCCCGUCAGCAGGACGAGGCGCAUCUCCUCCUCCUCCAACCAACCCAAGAUGCCUAAGGGGCGUGAUGCCAAGGCAGACAAGGCGGGCAAAGAUGAGCCAUCACCCGGUGAUGCCGCCUCCUCUGCGGCUGCAUCCCCCUCCCCCAAGAAGCCAAGAGGUGUUGCAACCAAGCGGUGGUUCGUCUUAUCGACUGGCGCGGUCGGGGCCAUAGUGGCGGUGGUGGUAGCGGUGUGGGCCGUGAUGCCCAAGGAGCGGGUGGAGAUGGAGCUCAAGGCAGCCGAGAUGAAGAAGUGGCUGGACAGCACGCUGCAGCCCUGGUUCAACACUUCCUCGCCCCUGCCCCUGGAGCGGCGGCUCAAGGACAAGGGCAUCAAGGCCAAGCACCCGGUGCUGUUUGUGCCAGGCCUGGUGUCGAGCCAGCUGGAGGUGUGGAACGCCCUCGAGUGCUUCGGCGACGACCGGCGCUGGAAGAUCUGGGGCGGCGUGGACAUGUUCACGGCCGUCCUGCAGAACACCAGCUGCUGGCUCGAGCACCUCACGCUCGACGAGAAGACCGGACUCGACCCCUACGACGGAGCCAUCAAGAUGCGGGCGCAGGAGGGAUUCGCAUCCGUCGACUACUUCUUCCCGGGGUAGGUAUGUAUGUGUGCAGGCAGGCCAAUCUCACUCGCUCCGGCAGGCAGGCGGCACAUGCAGUCGUGUGGCUCUGUGUGGGUGAUGGAUUGGUAUUUAUGUGUGUAUGUGUGUGUGCUGUGCGUAUGCCCACCUAGGUUUUGGGUGUGGGGCAAGCUGACGGAGGUGUUGGGCUCGAUUGGCUACGACCCCAACUCCUUAAUGACCAUGAGUUGGGACUGGCGGCCCUCAUUUGACAACCUGGAAGUCCGAGACAGACUUCUGACCAAGAUGGUGCACACCACACCACACCGCACCAGACACAUGACCGUGACCAUCAGUGCCACGCAAUGGCCUGCUUGCCCUGCCCUGCCCUGCCCUCCCUGCCCUUGGUGUCUGUCGAUGCAUGUCCGUGUGUGUGCAGAAGCGUCGCAUCGAGGAUUUAUACGAGUUCAACGGCAAACAGAAGGUGGUGUUGGUGUCGCAUAGCCUCGGGUCGCUGCUGACGUUCUUCUUUUUCCAGUGGGUGACCUACCACCACGACCCCAAAUGGGUCGACAAACACAUUCACUCAUGGGUCAACAUCGCUGGGGCUCUCCUCGGUCGGUGGCGGUACACCACACGGAGGGAAGCCAGUGAACCAGGCUGGCUGGCUGGGGGGGUGCAUCAUCCGUCAGUGUGUGCGCGCGUGUGUGUGUGUGUGUGUGUGCAGGUGUGAACAAGUCCACUUCGUGUCUGUUCUCCGGCGAGAUGAAGGACCUGAAUAUAUUUGGGCCUGUCAUCAGGUGAGUCAGUCAGUGAGGCACCCAGACAGACAGACAGACAGGGAGACAGGCAGGCAAGCUUCACGUGCAUCCCCCGUUGUGAGAGACUGCGUGAGUGUGUCUGCUUCAGGUACAUAAUCGACAAGAUCCUGCCGCUCCCAGACCGAGUGCGGCUCUGGCGGUCCAUGGGCACCAUGAGGCACAUGGUACGCACACACGGACACUAUACCAUAGCACACACGCGAGAGGGGAACCACACGUGAAAAGAAUGAGCCACUCACUCUUCUGCGUGUGCGCCUCUGUCUGUCUAUCUGUCUGUCUGUCUGUCUGUCUUAUCCAUCAGAUUCCCAAGGGCGGCGCGCGUGUGUGGGGCCAUUUGGGCGAGCCGACCUUUAUGAAGUUCCCCGCCUCUCCCGAGCUCGAUUUGCCCUUUGACGACUUUGUCGGCUGGGCCAACAGUUACCUGGACAAGGCAGCCGACCUCAACACGUGGCUGGACAAGGACACCUAUGUCAGUAUGCCGCCUCCCGACCAGCCCUUGCCGACGUUCAGGGAUGCAUCCGACGCCAUCAAGUACUGGCUGAACCCCCUGGCCGCCCCCCUCCCGUACGCCCCCAACAUGAAGGUCUUCUGCACAUAUGGUGUCGGCAUCCCCACCGAGCGCAACUAUCUCUACCAGAAGAUGCCAGCCACACACAUCAGUAACCACAACCAGCAGCAGCCGACGGCCACUGACCAGGUGCUGACGUCGGAUCAGCGGCUGGUGGACCUGCCCGUGCAGAUGAUUCCGCCCCACCAGGUCAGCGGCCUCCUGGCCAACCUGUCUUCGGCAACGACGAGCGCCCGCGACGCGUGGGAGUGGCCCCCUCUGGCCAGUGACCCGCGCGGCAAGGUCGAGGUGCUCGACAGCGUGGUUGUGUCCGACGGGGAUGUGUCGGUGCCGCUCGAGAGCCUGGGCCUCAUGUGCCAGCUGUGGCGCAACACCAAGAGGUACAACCCCUCUGGGGCGGCUGUGCGGGUGCGCGAGGUCUACCACAACAUAUCCAUGACGCAGGAGCUCAUGCGCGACAGCAAGAGCGGCAACCACGUCGACAUACUCGGCAAUGAGGACAUACUCGAGCUCGUCGCCCGGGUCGCCAGUGGGGACGACCCGACUGACGAGCGCACCUUCUCUCUAAUUCAAGAAAUCGCACACAAAGUCGUCAACAACGAAUUCACAUGAGGGAGAGGGGAGGGAGUGGCGGACUGGCGGACACACACAGAGGGAGGGAGGGAGGGAGGGAGGAAGGGAGAGGGGGAGAGAGGAAGUCAUGAUGAAGGUGAUGUGACUGUGGACAUACGGGCUGUUGGUUUUGGUUUCGGUUUUCCCACGUCGGUCACUAACUGGGCUGAGCUAUGUGUGUGUGUCUGUGUGUCUCUGUGUGUGUGUGUGCGUUGGUCUUUCUGUCUGUGCGGCGCUGUGUGUCCCUCCCUCCCUGAUUUGCGUGUAGAGAGAGAUACAUGUAUGUAGCUGCGAGCAGCGGGUGGGUGGUGGCUGGCAGUGCAUUGAUUGAUUGCAUGUGUGUGGACGUGCCGAGGAAGGACCACAGACAGACAGAUCACAUUUCGGGUGAAGGUGAGAUUCGCAGACUUCAGUGCACGUGAUUUAUGUUAUGUAUGCCUGCCUGCCGUUUGGAUCGACACACACAUGGUGGAAGUUAUACGCCCAAGGCAGUAUGUGGGCGUCCCUCCGCAGAGCCUCUGAAACGAUAUAUAAAAUCAGAGGGGCGAUCCUGGCACGUUUACAACUCGGCGAAAAAGGCGAUCAAAGAUGGCAGGCGGGGAGGCCACACCUCUAUGUGGCCACAUCGACGGCGAAACGGCAUCAUGUAACUGGAAAACCUUCGCGGUCCUGGCAGCGUCAGCUCUCUUUCUGUCCGCAUCCCUCUCAGCCAACACAACAUGGCCAUUGCUGUCGCUGCCACGCCAUACCAUCAACCAGUCCAGCAACCACAGCAGCAGCACCACCACCACCACAGCGGGACUGCACCUCAACGGCGGCGGCCACCUGGAUGCCGCCAUUCCACCAGCAGCAACAUCAGCAGCGUCCAACGACUCGUCUGCUGCAGUAGAUCGGGAGCUUGAAGCCUAUGUGGUCACACUGGGCGGGCACAUGCAUUCCUACGAGCGGCGCCUGGUGCCCCUGGCCGCUUAGCUGCACGCCAGC